Molecule: messenger RNA, 2074 nt
Organism: Pseudogymnoascus destructans
Lineage: Eukaryota; Fungi; Ascomycota; Leotiomycetes; Thelebolales; Thelebolaceae
Exons: 3
Coding region: 524-1753 (409 amino acids)
Source: RefSeq, a predicted model, not a curated record
CUCAACACAUUCAUCACCUGUAGUCGUCAUGUCUCAGCCUUUGUAUACAAAGGAUAGAGAACUUCGCAGCUCAUUUUGUAGUUGUGUUAGCUAUUGUUCCCCAUCUCAGGCUUGUAUGCUUGUCUCCGCCCAGGUAUUGGAAGGGUAUUGGAGUCCUCCAUUUAACUUCAGGUAAGGCACAGAUCAGGAAGAUCCCAUCCGCAUAGGGUGAUCAGAUAUAUUGCGACGAGGGAACUGAAUGUGAGGUCCCAACCCAGGUAUGAAGACAGGACGACUUUGCAUGCCGUUCCAGUCAUUCUUGAAGACAUCCGCUCUCCAUAUAAGAAGCUGCUGAGGAACGAGGCUGCCACCUCCUGAAGUUCUCAUCUCAUUCCUUUCAAUCACACACAUUCACUCUACACCGGUCACACUUGACCGCUUUUCUUUGCUCUCACCGAGUGUGCACUCUCUUGUUACUUUGUGCUUCGUUCAUCUGCAGCAGUCUCCAAACGGCCAUUGAUUCUUCUGAUUCGCUCCUCUCACCAUGGACUUCCGUUCAGCAUUGAUUUACAUCUCCAACCGACGAGAGGAAGCUCGGGCCGCACAUUCAAGAAAACUGGCUAUAUUGAUGACAAACAGGGAUUGGGGUUGCUUUAUCCAAUUGUGCCCCAAAGACUUCCUGUCAUACUCGAGAAGAGUAUAUGAAAUGGACUCACGGUGGAUACGCCUCGCUGAGGAUGUUACAGCUUGUGCCAUUGCUGGCUUAUCUGAGCCAAUUAGUGGAGUUGCCCAGGAGUUGCAGCAUCUUCGAAACUACUUCUCGUUCACAGCUAUGCUUCAGGGUCUUCAAAAAGCCGGGUGCUUUCCCGAAAACCUAUCGGCCUUCCGGGGAUUCAUUGAGCCAGAUAAAAAUUAUCAACUUUGCCGGGCUGCACAUCUGAAGAACCCAGGGCUUCCUUUUUUACACCCUCACGUCCAUGAACUACGCCUUCAAAUGGCAACGGAAAGCCGACAGGGCAUUGAAACAGGAAAAAUAUUACAGGAGCUUUUCCAGUUUGUGGCAUAUCGCAGAUGGACUGACUACCAUUCUGUGGAUGAAAGUCUUCCAGACUGGUCGCCUCUGGUGACCUGGAACGCAUUCACUUUACUAGUUUCUUUUCUCAGUACACCAUGGCGUUGGGCCAGUAACACAAUCUGGCUGGAAAGAGCGCCUUUGCCAGACAUUGAGAGAAGCGCUGAAAUACCAACGAGGCCAAUGUCAAGUCGGGGAGACGACGAAGAAAUGGGUGUAUCCAGUAUAUACCGACAAAAUGGGUCUCAGCUCCCAGAGCAAUUCUCUCAGAAUUUAUUGGAGGAGCCACUUGACGACGAAAUAAUGUCGCAAUACUCAACGGAUGGCACUGCACUCCUUGAACUGGGAUUUGAUGAAACGCGAUAUACGUUUAUACUACUAUCAAACCUAGAACACAGUGAGAUAGUCAAAGUGGUUCUCCCCGAUACUCUCCAAAAUGUCAUUCAACUUCUACAUGUGCCCUAUGCGCAAGAACUACCGGAUGAGUCUUGGGAGAUGGUUUCACAAACGUCCAAUCUCACAUCUGUACUGGACAAACUCAGGGAGACGUUUCCUACUUCUUGUAUCAAUCCACACUAUGAUCCAUACAUACCUACUGAGGAUGAAAUACUCAAGCAUGGACUUGACGUGGCAAGAACCCUACGUUAUGUCUGCUUCCAGGGAAGGUUAGCAGAUGCAGGGGCGGCGGGGUCACUGGCAUGAUCAAUCUUCUAUGGAGAAAAUCCAGCAUCGUUUCUGCUCAAGUUGUUCAACUAUCUUCCCAGUGCGCCAUUUACUAAUCUAAGAGUUGCGCAGGAUGUUUAUUGCCAGUCUCUCGAGUCCCAAGCCGCAUUCCAUGGCCUCCUCAUUUUUCGACUCCGAGGAUGCGGAGCAAGUGGUUUGGUCUCUGAUGAUUCUGGUUGAAAUUGUCAGUUUCCAUAGCUCAAUAGGGAGAGGAAAUAUACCAAGUGCGCUUGAGAACGGUGUUUCAUCUGCAUUUCUUGAGCAUCUCGUAACUUCUUAAUUGAACCUAUAUGUAUUUUG